AUGUCGCGGGACCGGAACCACCGCGGCAACCGUCGCAAAAGGAGCCCGCCGGCGCGGGGCCAGUCGCAGGAUCGCUCCAAGCGCGGGCCGGCGAGCGAGUGGGCCCGCUCGCCCGGCGGCUCCUCGGCUCGCGACGACUCGGCCGCGGCGGAGGAGCGGGCGGAGAACCACUACAUGGUGCGGGUGGGCGACCGCUUCGACGGCGGCCAGCUCGAGGUCGUGCGCGAGCUCGGCAAGGGGACGUUUGGCCGCGUCGUCGAGAUGAGCGAGCGUGGCAGCGGCGCGCUCUGUGCGGUCAAGGUGGUGCGCGCGGUGAGCAAGUACCGCGACGAGGCGCAGGUGGAGGCCGACAUCCUGCGCGAGGUGCAGGCGCGGCUGCCUUCCGACAGCGCCGUCCCCAUCUGCCGCCUCCACCGCACCUUUACCGAGCGAGGCCACUUUUGCAUCGUGCUUGACCGGCUGGGCUCGCGCCUCUAG
Molecule: messenger RNA, 477 nt
Organism: Emiliania huxleyi CCMP1516
Lineage: Eukaryota; Haptophyta; Isochrysidales; Noelaerhabdaceae
Exons: 1
Coding region: 1-477 (158 amino acids)
Biological process (GO): protein phosphorylation
Cellular component (GO): nucleus
Molecular function (GO): protein kinase activity; ATP binding
Source: RefSeq, a predicted model, not a curated record